Messenger RNA from Rubroshorea leprosula, 2289 nucleotides. The record is from the annotation of a GenBank genome assembly. NCBI's taxonomy places the organism in Eukaryota, Viridiplantae, Streptophyta, Magnoliopsida, Malvales, Dipterocarpaceae.
AACCCGAGAGAAAAAAAAAAAGGCAAAAGGUGCAAUUCAGCCCCUCUACGUCCAUUGUUGUGGCACAUCAGCCCCUCUACCUAAAAGUAGAGCAAAUCAGCCCCUCCACUUGACAAAACCCGCAAAUCAGCCCUUCUGCUGACGAUGACCUCAUCAAAUGUCAUCUUUUCGUCCACACCCUUGUUACUCCACAACCAAGAAAUGGGCACCUCCACUAAGAUAUGAUUUGGAGGAAGAAUUUGAAAGCCAGGAGAAAAGGAUGGAAGAAAUGAAAAAGACCAAAGGAAAGCAAACAGAGGAAGAUGAUGAGGAAUAUAAAGAAGACUUAGAAGAGGAGGAAGAGGAAGAUGACGAGGAAGAUGAUAUUGAUGAUAGUCUUGGUAAAAGCAGUGAGGGGAAUAUCACUAGAGCUAAAGAAAGCACAACAAAUAGAACCAAAAAAAGGGGAAGAGUUUCUCAGAAGAAUCAACCUCCUGAGGUCAAUGAACAAUCUCAACCUCAAGGCACUCAACGGAAACCAAGGGGUAAAACUUCUGAAGCUUGGAAAUAUUUUGUGUGCUUUAUUGGUCCUGAUGGGAAACAAAAGGGGAGGUGUAAAUGGUGUAGUGCUGUCAUAAGAGCUUGUUCUUCAAAUAAUGGGACUUCAGGCCUUAAGAAACACAUAACUAGGUGCAAAUUAAAUCCAGAAAAUUUGAAAAAACAAGCACAAUUGAAGUUGACAAAGUUUACAACUAUUGAUGGAGGUAAGGCAGUGCAUUUAGCACAGUGGAAGUUUGAUGGAGUGGCAUCUAGGAAGGAUGCGGUUGCAUUCGAGGAGAUUGAUUUCAAAAAGAAUGUGUGCUUAGAUGUUCGCCAUAGGUGGAACUCAUCUAAUGAUAUGUUGCAAAAGGCUGAGAAGCUCUCAAGGCAAGAAAAAACAUUCAAAGAUGAAUUGAAUGCUCCAAGUGCUCCUGGAAUUCCAGACUUUGAGGAUUGGGAAAACAUCAGAAGACUAACUAGAUUCCUUGAGCAUUUCUAUUUGUUUGCUUUGAAGGUGAGUGGGAGCUGGUAUUGUACUAUUAAUUUAUUGUUACAUGAAUUGUGUGAGAUUAAUACUCUUAUAAACAAAUGGGAAAGCUCCAAAGAGGAUGACUUAGCUGCUGUGGCAUGGAACAUGAAGGAGAAGUUUGCAAAAUAUAGGGGGGAUCCAACAAAAAUGCAUAAGAACAUUUUUUUUGCGGUGGUGUUGGAUCCUAGUCAAAAAAUGGGAUAUUUAAAUUGCCUUCUUGGGGAAUUGUAUUCAGAGUCGGAAGGAAAAGCAAAAGAAUAUGGAUGCUGGAUUGAAGCUGAAUUGAGAAAGUUGUUUGAUUUUUACAAGACUGAAAUAGAAAAUCAAAAUGAGAAUUGUGGUAGUAAUAGCACAAAUGCCACAUCUGGUUCUAGUGGGGGGCAAGGGCCUGAUCAAAAUAACCUUAAUCACCUUGUUGGAUCUAAACAAAGUGGUGGGAAUGGUCUUGGUGGUGUUGCAAGCUUAAGGGCAAAUAGGAAUGGCAACGUUUCUUCUUGCCAAAGUGAACCAGGAAACAAGAAAGGGAUGAAGGAUACUGAGAGAUUCAGAAGAUAUUUAUCAAAGGCAGCUCAGGAAAAGAAUGAGCAAUCAAAGCUUGACAUCUAUCUCAAAGAUAAAUUAGAAAUCAUGGAAAAUGAUGCUCAAUUUUAUGAUGUUCUUUCAUUUUGGAGGCUUAAGAGUGGGAGAUUUCCUGUUCUUGCAACAAUGGCACGAGAUAUUUUAGCUAAUCUAGUUUCAACAGUGGCAUCUGAAUCAGCUUUCAGCACAAGUGGUCGUGUGUUAGAUGACUUUCGGAGUUCCUUAACUCCUAAGAUGGCACAAGCUCUAGUAUUCACACAAGAUUGGCUAAGGAAAAAAAAAAGAAAACAUGUCAAUAUUACUCUUGAUUGUGAAGAUUUAGAUGAAUUAGAGGAAGCGGAAGCAGAAUAUAGGAAGAAGUUACGUUCAUCACUUCUAGAUGGUUGACAUUUGCUGCUAUGCAUGUGAAAUUUCGGAUUUGUUUUUUGGGUUGCUUGUUGCUGCAAAUGCUACUAGCUGUUGCUAUAAAUACUGCUUUUGGAUUUGGUUUUUGGGUAGCUUAUUACUGCAAAUGCUACUAGCUGUUGCUAUUUCAGUUGCUUGUUGCUGCAAGCUUGUAAAUGUUGUUGGCUGUUAUUAUAAAUAUUGCUUUUGGAUUUGUUUUUUGGGUUACUUUUUGCUGCAAAUGCUGCUAGUUGUUGCUAUAAAUACUGCUACUACUG